AUGGAGUUAUUUGAAAGUGAAAUUGCUUCAGUGGACGAAGCAAGGUUGCGAAAACGUCGUUCGAAAUUUGGUAUUUGUUUAGAAUGCCAUCAUCCGAGAACAGGCGAUGGGUGGUGUCAACCGUGUAAUGCUAGACGACUAGCAGCAAUUCGUCUAGAUGGAGUACAGAAAAUUGGUGCUGGCGGAUAUGGAACUGUCUAUAAAGCUACAUGGAAUGCUGGUCGAGGCUCAAAUUUAGUUGUGGUUCAGCAUCGAUGGCAACAUGAAUCACGAUUAAUUGUGGUCGCUUUAAAGACUCUGGUUAAUUCGGAACAUAAUGAGGAAUUAAUUCAUGAGUCGAGACUAAUACUUCAAUCGAUCAAAGUGCAUUUACGAGCAUUUCAAUGUCAUGGCGUUACAAGAAAUCCUGCGACGAAUCAAUAUAUGAUGGUAGUACAGUAUGUAUCACAGGUACCGACGGGAGAAUUAAAAAACUAUCUAAAUCGAGGAUUUCAAGAUUUACGAUGGAAAAACCGAAUCGUUAAUUUAUUAUAUAUUGCUUCCGACUUGAAAGUCUUGCACCAAGUUGGAUUAGUUCAUGGUGACUUGAAUUCCGGUAAUUUGUUAGUACACGGAACAGCGUUAAAUGGAAUACGAGGAACACGACAACCAACUAAAACAAAUCCGCCAACUUUAUCGAAUGGGAAAAGAGAAAAUGGAAAUGUAGAUUCGGACAUAUUUGUUCAAUUCGAAGAAGCGGAACUCAAACGACAAGAAGCUUCACGAAAAUUCCCGAAACCACCGAAGAAACCAACACAUCCUCAUGCCGUCUAUCACAGUCGAUUGCUUUCUGUAGUCUCAAUUUCAGAAAAUGGCAAAAUCAAAGGACGAGCGGAAACAGUUUAUUUCGAUGCUGAGCCAAGCGAAGAACCAGAAUUCAGUAAGCAAGAUCUUGCGCUUAAACAUCUUGUUCCCGCCAAAAGCCUACCUCGUCCUGCGACCAUAUAUCAAAGACGAAGUCUUCCAAAUGUGGCAGUAUCUAACAUUGUAACUCGAUUAAGUGCUCGUAAAAGCACUUCGAAUAUUAAUAGUACUGCCACCAGGAUAAGCAAUCGUAUGGCUACUGUUUAUUUUGAUGCUGACUUAGCUGAUUUAGUUGAAGACGAUGAAUCGCUUUCCAACAGACCCCGCUCUAAAUGGAAGCAGCCAGGCGAAGGUGAUGUGCCACCGCUGCCACCUUUGCCGCCACUUUUAGUACAAUCUUCAAAUGAUUUAUUGGCUAAAGAAACUGCUAGUAGUGAAUCAACAGUAUCUUCACCACAAAGCGAAAAUUUGCCAACACCUAUUGAAUCCCCAAGUUCUCCACGAGGAGAAGAUGCCAUCGCAUGUAAAGGAAAAGAAAGUGAUUAUGCUAAAAAAUUUAAUUCAGAAUCGACAACGACCCUACAAUCAACAUUGCAAUCAACACAAAAAGACAAUCAAGACGCUGAACUCGUAGUAACAACAGUAGCAGCACAACCUUUACAGUCCGCUGAAAAAACAGUGGCAGCACAAUUCGCGGAACCAAAAGUAGAAGCACAAUCCGAUGAACCAACAGUAGAAGCACAAUCCGAUGAACCAACAGUAGAAGCACAAUCUGCUGAAACAACGGUGGCAGCACAAUCUGAAACAACAGUGGCAACACAAUCCGCUGAAACAACAGUGGCAGCACAAUCUGCUGAAACAACAGUAGCAGAACAACCCGCACAAGCUGUUGAACCAGCCAAAUCAAGAAAAAGUAAAGAAAGAGGUCGGUCACUGUCAAAAAGAUCAUAUCCAAAAAAGUCAUUUCAACCUGGAAGACUUGCACCGAUGGUGAGCGACGUUCAUAGAACGGUAAUCGACACUCAUAGAACAGUAAGCGACAGUCAUAGAACAGUAAGCGACAGUCAGAGAACAGUAAGCAACAGUCAUAUUGAAGAUUCAGAAUGGGCAAAUGAGGUUUUCUCAUCAAUAGUAAGUCCACAUGACGAAGAUACGAGUACGACUUCCAACUCUUCACAAUCAAAAGCUGAUUCAGUGAAAAGUAGCGCUGUAUCAAAAACUUCAGUUGAACCGCCGAAACUAUUGGAUAUUCCACUCGGUCUGCAGAAUCAAGGAACAUUCGAGAAAUUGCAUGCAGUACCAAAGCCGAGAAGACGAAGAUUCAAAUUCAUUCGACAAAUUUUCAAAAAGCUUUCAUUUAGAUCAUUGUUUAGAUGUGGUGCCAACCGAAAAGAUAUUUCUUUGGAGGAAUUUGAAGAAUAUUAG
Molecule: messenger RNA, 2268 nt
Organism: Ambispora gerdemannii
Lineage: Eukaryota; Fungi; Glomeromycota; Glomeromycetes; Archaeosporales; Ambisporaceae
Source: the annotation of a GenBank genome assembly